Linnemannia hyalina is the source of this 528-nucleotide messenger RNA. NCBI's taxonomy places the organism in Eukaryota, Fungi, Mortierellomycota, Mortierellomycetes, Mortierellales, Mortierellaceae. The record is from the annotation of a GenBank genome assembly.
AUGUCAAAGACAAUCCAGAACGGGCGCUACAAGAUCUGGCGCUCCCCGGAACAACGCCAACUAAUCGUCACCAUGAACGGCGCAAACUCCAUGGCCGUCCUCCGUCACCCCGAAGAACUUGAAGACCCCUCUCAUCACGAGACCGGGAUCUGGGUCCUCACCAUCACCCCCUCCGACCCUUCCUCGGCCUCCAUCGCCUCCGAGGGUGCAGUAAGUGCCACAUUGCAGCACGAAGGCACAAAGAGCUACUUGGCCCUCCACGACCCCACCAAUCCAGGCCAAGGGGCGAACAUUUACGUCAAGUCAGAUGACAAGCAAGUGUGGACUAUUAACCCGGCGAGCACGACUGGGGAUGGAGGGGAGGACAUGAACGAGUACCAUAUCGGAUACCCUGAUCUGGUUGACGGGCAGGUCUUGGUGGUAGACAAUUCGUUUUCGAGGGCGUUUCCGCCUAGGUUGGCGUUGCAGCCUUUGGGGGAUACGCUUGCCCAGAUUGGGCUUCCUUGGCGAUUUGAGCCUAUUGGUUGA